AACCAUAGUAAAAAUCUCUAAAAUUGUACUGUUGGUAAUCCUGUGUUACUUUUUCCUUUAUCUAAAUUCAUUUCUCUUAAAACAAUGAUAUUCAAACGUCGAAUAAUAUACUGGUUGUGAUAGGUGAAACUCCUAUGUCAUCAUCAAGAAAAAUUAAAAAUGCCAAUCUUUGAUUUCUUUCGAAAUUUCUUCAUUGGAGGAAAUAGAGAAGAUUUUGGAGACGAAGGGAAACAUAGUUUUCGUAAUCCCAUUUGGCAAAAUGAUGAAGAUGACAAUGAUGACGAUGACUUCAGACAUCUUGGUAGAAGUAAUGUACAUGUUCAUAUUUUCAAUGAUCCCAAGGAAAUGGCAUCUUAUUUUGAAUCACAAUUCGAUAAUAUAAUAAAUAGUAUUUUCUCAAGUUUUGAUGAUAGUAAAAUUUUCUCUCUACCAGGUAGUAUAGAAGAGUUACCAAAUGCAGGACAGAGUAAUAAUAGUUUGCGUGAUAAAAUGUUAAAACCUGGUUAUGAAAAUCCAGAUUCUUAUGAUCAUGAAAAACUCAAAGUAGAUGCAGAUUUAGAUGGAAAAAUUUCUGCUGACAACCUUUUUAAAUUUUGGAAUGAGCCUAAUGACACAAAAGUGGUACCGUCUUACACCAAUCCUUCUACAAACCAAUCUUAUCGAAGUUCCAAAUUUGUUACCAAAAGAUUUAUACAUGCACCAGAUGGUACUAUAGAACAACAUCAGAUAGUAAAAGAUAGUGAAGGUAAUGAAGAAAAGAUAAUUUCUAAACAGAUUGGUGAUAAAAAAUAUGUUGUUACCACAAAGAGAGAUAAAAAUGGUGUAGAAACCAAAGUAGAAGAUUUAAUUAACAUAGAUGAGAGUGAGUUGAAAAACUUUAAACCAAAUAUAGAACAAACUUGGGGAUCCAUAUAUAAUCAUUAUAGUAAUACUAGUAGCAUUUUAAAUUAUUUACCAUGGGAUCAUUUUUUUGGUCCAAAUCCAAAAUUAUAAUAUCUUUAGUAGCAUGUAGGAUGACUGUUCUAACAAGGGAUAUCGUUUCCAUAUACUAUCCUUUAUAAUGGGCUACAUCUACUAAAAACUCUAUAUGCUUGUAGUUAAUAAUACAUUAUAAAAUAAAUAUAAAAUAAAUCAA
Vespula pensylvanica (western yellowjacket) is the source of this 1135-nucleotide messenger RNA. RefSeq lists its product as uncharacterized. Gene Ontology annotation, cellular component: sarcoplasmic reticulum; apical plasma membrane; actin cytoskeleton. The record is from RefSeq and is a predicted model, not a curated record. The transcript has 7 exons. The coding region runs from base 160 to 993 and encodes 277 amino acids. Gene Ontology annotation, biological process: negative regulation of apoptotic process; regulation of actin filament polymerization. Lineage: Eukaryota; Metazoa; Arthropoda; Insecta; Hymenoptera; Vespidae.